Messenger RNA from Aegilops tauschii subsp. strangulata, 825 nucleotides. RefSeq names its product signal peptidase complex-like protein DTM1. The record is from RefSeq and is a predicted model, not a curated record. NCBI's taxonomy places the organism in Eukaryota, Viridiplantae, Streptophyta, Magnoliopsida, Poales, Poaceae. Gene Ontology annotation, biological process: anther wall tapetum development. Gene Ontology annotation, cellular component: signal peptidase complex; endoplasmic reticulum membrane.
CAGACAGAGGAAGGAGGGCAGCAGAAGCAUCAUCAGCUGCAGCGCAGCGCAGCCAAAGCAAAUUGUACAGAGGAAGCGCGCGGCGGAGGCACACGCGCUUCUCGUGCUGCCCUCGCGUGGGGAGAGGUGGGGUGCUUCGAGAAGGUUCCGAGGAGGGAGAGGGCUGCUGGUGGGGGCCGCGGGCGCCGGAAGCAUGUUGGGGAGGGACGAGCUGCUGCGGCGGAGCCUCGUGACGCUGGCGGCGGCCGUGGUGGUGACCGGGGUGGCCACGGCGUCCGUGCGGAAGGCGCUGGCCACCUACGUCUUCGGCAUCCUGGCCAUCGCCGGCGUGCUGCUCCCGGACUGGGAGUUCUUCGACCGCGACUUCUCCCAGUGGCUCACCCCCAUGCCCGCCUCCCGCCGCACGGCCGCCGCCGCCGCCGCCGAGCGCGAGCACGACAUUUGGAGAUUUAAGCCGUAUCCACUCAGGAUGGCCGUGCUCGCGACGAUCUACGGGUUUGGACUUUACAAGUGGUGGACGUACGUAUCUCACUAACGAGACAGUCCCAGGACCCCCUCCCCUGUCUCAUUCUCAUGAUACGAAAGAUUUCGAGAGUAGUACCAUCACAUCGAUCAAAUUGCUUUGCGUUGCUUCAUGAUCAGACAAUUAGUACAUCGUGGGAUCAUACAAGAACGUCCGGAGGGGAAAUGAACACCCGGCCGCAAGUUCAUCUCUGUAGCUAAUGGGUUUUUGUAAUGUGCAAAUGUCAUUCUUAGAUCAAAAGGAGCACUGUUACUUCGUUUUUCUUCUUGUUGUAUAUAUGCAUCGUCUCUGAUUGCUGUUGA